AUGUGCUGCUUCGCAGAUGCCAUCGACUGCUUCGAGCGCUGCCUCACGUUUUGCCCCGAGCAUGCGGAGGCCCUGGCUCGCCGCGCGGCGGCACAACGGGCGCUGCGGGCAGCCACGCCCGCACUGCCGGCGCGCCUGGCUUGUGAGCGGGGUCUGCGCAAGGAGCUCCUGAUUCAGAAGGAAUGGUGUCUAGCGCAGGGUCAUGCGAGCCGGAAGGAGCGUCGUGCGUGCGCUUGUGCAGUGGCGUGGAGUAUCAGUACGUACCAGUGCACGGCAGAUUCGACAAACCAAUUUAGGUUGUACUUGACUUCACUUGUGUGA
Symbiodinium sp. CCMP2456 is the source of this 321-nucleotide messenger RNA. The record is from the annotation of a GenBank genome assembly. Lineage: Eukaryota; Dinophyceae; Suessiales; Symbiodiniaceae.